AACCACGGUUAGUUUGUCAUCGACUGUUCAUCAUGUCCAAAGACUCCGUCAACUUUAACCUUCUCCACCAGACCUGUAAGCUGGUGGUGCUGCUGUGUCUGCUCCCCAUCUCUGUCACUCUGGUCUUUUACAUCUGUUCAUUGGACAUCACCUCUUUGUUCGACCAAAACCUGCAGUCGGGCUAUGCUGUCACACCGCCGAACUAUGGCAGACCCAAACCUGAAGCCGGGAUGAAGGAGCCCGCGAUUGUUGAGCCAGAGCCGCAGAUUAAAGACGAACAGAAGUCCAUGGAACCGGAGGCGCAGCCGCCCGCGAAGGCACUGGAAAAAUGCCCAGAAACAUCACCUCUGCUCGUGGGUCCUCUGCGGGUGGAGUUCAACACUUUGGUGAAUCUGGAGCAGAUAAAAAGCGAGAACCCCAAUCUGGAGUAUGGUGGACGCUUCAGACCCAAAGAUUGUGAGGCGCUGCAGAAAGUCGCUAUCAUCAUUCCCUUUCGCAAUCGAGACGAGCACUUAAAGUACUGGCUGUACUACAUGCACCCCAUCCUGCAGAGGCAGCAGCUGGACUAUGGAGUCUACGUCAUCAACCAGGAUGGAGACCAGCUCUUCAACCGAGCCAAGCUGCUCAACAUCGGCUUCACAGAGUCUCUGAGGGAGUACGACUACGACUGUUUCGUCUUCAGCGACGUCGACCUGAUCCCCAUUGACGACCGCAACACCUACAAGUGCUUCAGCCAGCCCCGGCACCUGUCUGGGUACCUGGACAAGUUUGGCUUCAGGUUACUUCAUAAUUGGUUAUUUGGCGGAAUUUCUUCCCUGAGUAAAGAACAGUACUUGAAGAUUAAUGGCUUCCCCAACAACUACUGGGGCUGGGGUGGAGAGGACGACGAUAUUGCCAACAGGGUGGCGUCCAAAGGCAUGUCCAUCUCCAGACCCAGUAAGGAGGUGGGAAAGUGUCGAAUGAUCAAACACAGCUCAGACAAACAGAACGAACCUAACCCUCAGAGGUUCCACCAGGUCACCCAGACCAAAGAGACGAUGGACAAAGACGGGAUCAACUCUCUGUCCUAUAGAGUGGUGAAGGUAGACAAGUUUGACCUGUUCACGAAAAUAACAGUGGACGUGGGUAAACCGUGACGGCCACCGGGCCAGAGACAAACACAGUUGCAACCUUUGACACUUGAAUCUCUCUGCUCUGGUCCAGACGAUUGGACUCGAUGGACUCUGCUGUUGUUUUACAGACUGAAGGUUUGUGUUGUAUGUUUUCUCCUCGGGAACGUGAGAACUCCCCUCUGAUUGGAUGCUGCAACCAGUCAGCUGCCUCCACCUGAUGGGAGCUAAAAUAAUUCACAAAAUCUCACUGAGCUCUCAAACAUGUCUCCUGGACUUCCUCAGCUCUGAACAGUGGGUCUUGUCCAGCAGCGUCGUGUUUGUGUACAGCUCAGGUGUCCGUGAUCCUGCAUCUUCACGAUGAACAGAACACAACCAGGACCAGCUCUAAACCCGUGUGUGUGUCUAUAGUUGUUUUUGCUGAAUUGGGGUGUUUUCUAGGCUUGUCUUAGAACCAAAGUAAGUCCCGAGUCUAAUAGGUUCAGAGCUCUUGCUAUUAUUGAUAAAUUGUGUAUUUUCUUGUCAGCUUUUGGCACCAAAGACUUUAAUUAAACAUUUCAUUGUGGGAG
This is a messenger RNA of Betta splendens (Siamese fighting fish), 1678 nucleotides long. RefSeq names its product beta-1,4-galactosyltransferase 1-like. NCBI's taxonomy places the organism in Eukaryota, Metazoa, Chordata, Actinopteri, Anabantiformes, Osphronemidae. The transcript is spliced from 6 exons. The coding region runs from base 33 to 1136 and encodes 367 amino acids. Gene Ontology annotation, biological process: protein N-linked glycosylation; carbohydrate metabolic process. The record is from RefSeq and is a predicted model, not a curated record. Gene Ontology annotation, molecular function: beta-N-acetylglucosaminylglycopeptide beta-1,4-galactosyltransferase activity; cytoskeletal protein binding.